Messenger RNA from Cucurbitaria berberidis CBS 394.84, 1536 nucleotides. RefSeq names its product MFS general substrate transporter. Bases 1 to 1536 code for a protein of 511 amino acids. Gene Ontology annotation, biological process: transmembrane transport. NCBI's taxonomy places the organism in Eukaryota, Fungi, Ascomycota, Dothideomycetes, Pleosporales, Cucurbitariaceae. The transcript has 5 exons. Gene Ontology annotation, molecular function: transmembrane transporter activity. The record is from RefSeq and is a predicted model, not a curated record. Gene Ontology annotation, cellular component: membrane.
AUGGCGUCCUCGGCAUUUCACAAAAUGUUCGACAUCCAGCCUUCCUCGUCGAAAGUCACCAGCCCAGAACCAACGUACCAAAAGAACAACACCAAAGCGCCACAGAGCACUCGCGACAUUGGUGUUUUGCCGGAUAUAGAAUUCGAAGAGCUGGGGCCUGCAAAGACUCAGAAUGACCCUAAGGUGUCUAAUCCACGAUCUCCAGAACGAGAUAGACAGCCAGGCGCACAAACUCCAAAGACGCCUAAUGAGCUUGAAAUGAGCCGCCCACCAACCCCUAGUAGGGAUGAAGCCAUAGGGCUGAUGCGAACCUGGAAUAGCCCGCCAAUGACCAAGUGGAGAAUCCUGUGCUGCUGUCUAAUCUAUUUUGCGAACGGUAUCAACGACUCAGUUGUUGGUGCUUUGAUUCCAUACAUGGAAUCUUACUAUCACAUUUCGUAUUCUCUCAUGUCUCUUGUCUUUGUUGGCAACGCAGUCGGUUUCAUAGUCGCUGCGUUCUUCACAAACACUAUCCUGGGCAAGAUCGGAAGAGCAAAGACGUUAAUCCUUGCUGAGCUGAUACAGCUUUCUGCAUAUAUUAUUCUUGUCUGCACACCUCCAUAUCCUCUCGUGAUUAUCUCCUUUUUUCUGCUAGGUUACGGCGCAGCGAUGAACCUAGCGCUCAACAAUGUCUACUGUGCAAAUACACACCCAUCAAGCGUAAUCCUCGGAUUGGCGCAUGGAUCUUACGGCGUAGGUGGGAUUGUUGCGCCUAUCAUCGGAACGGCCAUUGUCUCCCAAGGAGUGCUUUGGUCGCGGUUCUACUUCAUUUCGGUAGGGCUACGGCUCUUCUGCAUUGCCUUUGCUGCCUUUGCUUUCUGGUCGUAUGAAGAAGAAUCCGAACCAACUCUCUUGGCUGCUCUGGAAGUCACGGCUAGCAGGCAAACAGCGGCCGAGGAGGCGGUGUCGAAGCUGAGCGACCUCAAGCUCGCGUUGCAGAACAGAGUUACUAUCUUUGGAGCCCUUUUCAUCUUCGCAUAUCAAGGAGCCGAGGUCAGUAUCUCGGGAUGGUUCAUCUCGUACCUUAUCAAAUACAGAAACGGUGACCCUGCUAAAGUCGGUUAUGUAACAGCAGGUUUUUGGGGUGGAAUUACUCUAGGUCGUUUUGUUCUUACUCACGCAGCGCCAAAGAUUGGCGAAAAAAGAUAUGUCGUCAUCCUUACUCUCGGGACUGUGGUUCUCCAACUCCUAGCCUGGUUGACCCCCAAUCUCAUCGGAAAUGCCGUUGCGGUCUCUCUCCUAGGUCUUUUACUAGGGCCAGUCUAUCCAUGUGCGCAAACGAUCUUCUCGCGCCUUAUGCCCCGUCAUAUACAGACUACUGCAAUCGGUUUCAUCGGCGGAGCGGGCAGCUCGGGUGGUGCAGUGGCUCCGUUUACAACUGGUAUUCUCGCUCAAGCCGCCGGUACGUGGGUGCUACAUCCCGUCUGCAUCGGACUAUACGGAGCAAUGCUAGCUUGUUGGCUCGCCUUGCCAAAGGUCCAUAAGAGAACGGAAUAG